CUCAAUGUCCGACUUUUAUCAUGUUCGAAAAUUCCCUAUUUUGGUGGCCAUGAUCAUUUUUUCCGUAGCAUCACUCGGUUCAUCGUUUGUGAACAACAUAUGGGCUUUGGUGGUCCUACGUUGUAUCCAAUCUGCAGGCUCAUCAUGUGGACAGUCCGUUUGCGCAGGCGUGAUUGCUGAUUGUUAUCCACUUGAGAAACGAGGCAGUGCCUUUGGAAAAUUCUUCUUUGGCAUGUUCAUUGGUCCCUUGCUCGGCCCUAUUGUCGGCGGCUUCUUGAUCAUGAGUCCGAUUGGCUGGCGAUCCACCUUUUGGUUCUGUUUUGCCCUCGGCAUUUUCAUCUUUGUCCUCUGUUUCUGUUGCUUGCCAGAAACCUAUCGCGAUAACGAGAAAUUUGACAAAGAACUUCCCGUGGUCACCGACAGUAAGAGCGCCGCUUCGUCCGCCACAGAUGUCCAAUCGAUUCCCGAAAAAGUGCUGAUCAAGCGAAAGAAUAUCAACCCCAUUGCGCCCUUCCUUCUCCUACGACAUCCUUUUGUUUUCUUGGCUUCCUUCGUUUCGGGUAUCGCUUUUGGUUCUAUGUUCGCUAUCGAAACGGUCAUUCCUGAAAUUUACGAAAAGAAAUAUGGAUUUUCCUCUUGGCAGACAGGAUUGAGCUUUUUGGGCGCAGGUGUUGGCAAUUUCUUGGGUUCAUCAUUGAACGGCUAUUUGUCGGAUCGACUCCUGAUGCGUGCACGAGCAAAGCGGGGUGGACAGGCAAUGGUGGAAGAUCGUCUCACUGCCAAUCUAUGGCCCGCCGGAAUUUUCUUUAUACCUCUGGGUUUACUUAUGUUUGGUUUUAUGGCCGAAUAUCAAGUGUCGGUAUGGGGUUCCAUUGUUGGUUUUGGUAUUCAGUGCUUUGGUAUGAACAUGCUUCUGACAUCGACUUCGGCCUAUCUUGUGGAUGCAAUGCCUGGACAAGGUGCUUCUGCAACGGCCGCUGGCGUUCUUGUUCGUAUGACCAUGUCCUGUGUCCUAACGUUGGUGGCCAAUCCCAUGGUCGCUGCUCUUGGUAUCGGCUACACCACUGUAUUACUCUCCGGUUUAAGCUUGCUUUCCAUGGUUAUGCUACUUGUUCUCAAAAUGCGUGGUGAACAGUUACGCCGCUGGAGCGGCUAUGCAUAA
Messenger RNA from Radiomyces spectabilis, 1162 nucleotides. RefSeq names its product major facilitator superfamily domain-containing protein. Bases 5 to 1162 code for a protein of 385 amino acids. Gene Ontology annotation, biological process: transmembrane transport. Gene Ontology annotation, molecular function: transmembrane transporter activity. The record is from RefSeq and is a predicted model, not a curated record. Lineage: Eukaryota; Fungi; Mucoromycota; Mucoromycetes; Mucorales; Radiomycetaceae. The transcript has 6 exons.